AUGGCUGCAGACUUCGGGAUUCGUCCUGGAAGUCGUAUGGUCUUUACCGGGGUUGUUACCUUGUUCGUCCAUACCAGCUUCUGCUCGAAACCGCUCGGGGCACGCGUUGGGCGUGGGGGUGAGAUUGCGAUUCGAGUUCUUCUGAGCGCCCGCGAGCUCGGUAUUACAACGAUUGCCAUAUUUACUCAAGAUGAUCCUAACCAUACGACGCUCGCCGAUGAGGCAAUUCUUCUUGACUCGCCGAAAGACUUUGUCGACGUUGCUAAAAUAGUCUUCAUUUGCCUUGAUCAGAAAGCUGAUUCCCUUCAUCCACCCUAUGGGUUUCUGUUAGAAAAUCCUGAGCUUGUGAAACGCCUGGAACAGGCCGGAAUCACAUUUAUUGAGCCAACGGCACAAAUUCUACGCGAAACAAGUGAUAAAACCCUUGCUUGCUCGUUAGCUCUUCGCAAUGGCUUCCUGGUUCUUGCAGCCUCGGACGCGACGACUAGGUGUAUCCAAGAUGCGAAGGCUUUCAUCAACUCGGUGGGAUAUCCUGUCAUGAUCAAAGCGGUCGACGGAGGUGGCGGACGUGGCAUCAGCCUGGUCGAGGGAGCUGCGGACCUUGAGACCUCUUUUUCUCGUGCCUGCGGCGAAUCGCCUAGCGGUAAUGUCUUCAUGGAGAAGACGGCUAUUCGCGGCUUCCGGAACAUUGAAAUUCAGAUGAUAGGUGACAGCUACGGAGAGGUCACGCACUUAUGGAAACGUGAGUGUAACAUUCAAAGAAGGUUCCAAAAGGUGAUUGAGCUGGUUCCAUCCACGAUCAAGGAUCGCUGUGUUAUUCGAGAAGUGAUCAAUAGCGCCGUACGACUAGCUCGCAGCAUCCGCUAUCAGUCACUCAGCACAUUUGAAUUCUUGGUGCACGAAUCCUCCGGGGAAUCCUACUUCCUUGAGGUCAAUCCGCGCGUUCAGGUUGAGCACACCGACACCGAAGAGGUGGCAGGCAUCGACAUUGUGCGUUCGCAGCUGCUUCUCGCGCUUGGUAUUCCUCUGCCAGAUCUCGAUCUACCUUCAAGCCAGUGGGAUGACAGUUCUUCAAUGCGACAGCACGCCAUCCAGCUUCGAGUGACCGCCGAGGACGCCAAAAAAGGUUUCACGUUGAGCAUGGGCCGUAUUUCCAAUCACAAGUUACCAGAAGGUCAAGGUAUUCGCGUGGAUACUCAUCUCAGGCGUGCCAACAGUACGACAGUGGGACCUGCCUAUGAUUCUUUGCUAGCUAAAGUCAUCGUCAGAGCAUCUACCUCCGAGACAACAGGACAGAAAGCUAUCCGAGCAUUGCAUGAUUUUCAGAUAACGGGCGUUCAGAGCAACAUACCAGUUCUCCUAGGGGUGCUGCAAUCAGAAGACUUCAUUCGGGGCGCAUGCUCGAUACGAUGA
Messenger RNA from Cladophialophora psammophila CBS 110553, 1413 nucleotides. RefSeq lists its product as uncharacterized. The coding region runs from base 1 to 1413 and encodes 470 amino acids. The transcript has 2 exons. The record is from RefSeq and is a predicted model, not a curated record. Lineage: Eukaryota; Fungi; Ascomycota; Eurotiomycetes; Chaetothyriales; Herpotrichiellaceae. Gene Ontology annotation, molecular function: ATP binding; metal ion binding.